AUGGCCGCCCCGCCCCCUGGCGCCGCGCACGGCGCCACGCCCGGCCGCGCGGCGCAGCACCCGCGCCAGCUGCUGCUGCAGGUGCAGCGAGCGGCCCCUGGCGCGCUGCGGCCCGGCGGUGCGGCCGGCUUCCGCUGCUGUUGGCCGCCGUGCGCGGGCGAGCCGCUGGACGACGCCACGGCCGCGCUGGUGCACCUGGUGUCGAGCCACCGCGGCCAGCUGCGGCGCGCCGUGCCCAGCCUGCUCGCAGGGGACGUGGACGCCCUGCUCUCGCAGGUGGCCAGCCAGCUCGGCGAGCAGGCCACGCCAGCGGGCAUCGAGGCUGUGCGGGCCCUGGCAGGCGACGACGCGGGAGCGGCGCGUCGGCUGCUGAUCGCGGCGCUGGAGUGCGGGCCCCUGACGCCCGAGACUGUGGCGGCGGCGGCCCGCGAGCAAAAGAUCGCGCUUGCGCGCGCACCGCGGCCCUGCCAGGCGCCCGUGGCGGCGUGCUGCGCCUGCUGCCCGCUCGUCGAGGGACACGCCACGGGGUGGCCGCACGCUGCAGAGCAGAUCUCCGGAGAGGGCAGGGCCGAGCCGUCCGAGCUCGUAGACGUCAGGUUGAGAGGACUUCGGAUACGCGUCUCCGCAGCCUCGAGGGAGGCGCAGGUGGCCGGAGGGAGGCAGAGGGCGGCGCGGCCGUGCGCUCGCAAGCCGCCCCGGAGCGUGGGCAAUCCGGUCGUGAACCUCGCGGACGCUGGCGCGGCGCCCGGCCUCUGCCUGCGGCCGCUGGCCGCGAGCGGGCCGCGCGCCGCGGGCAACGCGCCCGCCGCGUCGCCGCCCUGGCGCUGCUGGCCCUCGCCGGGCCUGCGGCGGCCGGCUGCUGCACACCGAGCGUCAUGCCACGGGCACCACUGGCCGCAGGCACUGGGCCGCCGGCUGGCCUCGGCACGCGGUGGCCGCGCCUGGCUCGUCCUGGUGCAUCACCAGGCUCGUCCUGGCCUCGGCACGCGGUGGCACGCGGCGGCUGGUCCUGGCGGCCUGCACGCGUGGACGCGCCGCUUCGGCGCGUGCGCCGCCGCGUGCACCGCCGUGUCCGCGGACGCCCGGCUCGCCCCGCCCGCCCUGGACCCCGGGUGCCACGGCGCCGCGGGCGCUGCCUGGCAGGCCGCGCUUCUCUGGGUGGGCUGGGCGGCCGCGCUGCGCUGGUCGCCGCCGUCGUUGCGUUCGAUGUGGUUCCUGGAUCCCAUUGGAGCGAGGCUGCAGAUGCUGGUGCGACAGUUGAACCUCCUGGGCACACUCGACGAUGACACCUUCGUCUUCAUCGAUUACAUGUGUCUUCCCCAGCACACCAGAUCAGAUCAGAUCUGGAGUAAUCAGAAGCUGGAGCAGUCAGACAAAGGUUUCAGGGCGGCCCAUUCCACCGACAAGGGCGACGCGGCAGUGGUCGCCAAGUUGAUCGAACAGAUCUUAGCCCGGAACCCGAGGCCGUGA
Molecule: messenger RNA, 1470 nt
Organism: Prorocentrum cordatum
Lineage: Eukaryota; Dinophyceae; Prorocentrales; Prorocentraceae
Source: the annotation of a GenBank genome assembly